ACCAGAGAAACGAAAAGGUGAAAGGCGCGAAUCGAAUACGCUUCACUCUUUGUUUUGCUAUCUUACGCUUCUGCUACUUCUUCUACCCUUUUAUGCACCAUUUUCAUUCACUUUGUUUUUCUCUCUCACACACAAACACCCCGGAAAUGGGGAGGGGACUCGCGGCUCUCUUCUUCAUUUGCGAUCUCUUUGUGUUAUUGGCUUCCGUCGCCGCCAUUGACGGUCAGUCGGCGGCGGAGAUCAAUGUCACUGCCUCUCUGUCCAAUGUCUCGGACCCGAGAUCCAGAGAGGAUAGUUUCGCCGGCAUGAUCGAUCGCGCUCUUGAGAAGGAAUUCAAUGACACUGACCAAAAUGGAGCCACUGAUCCUGAUAGUUUCAACAAUAGUGUUGCGGGGAAGCAGGCCGUCUUGGAAACUGUUGCUAGAGUUAAGUCCAAGAAAAAUGAGACCAAGGAAGAGAAGUUGUUUCAGCUCCAUGACGUCUUCCAUUUAGAUGAUGAAAACCGAGCAGAUGAUGCACCAACAUUGAUAGAUAGAAAUGACAAUGUCUUUAUAAUAUCUAACCCAAAGUCAAAGUAUCCUGUUCUACAACUAGACUUAAGAUUAAUAUCGGAUCUGAUAAUUGUCAUUGUCUCUGCUACAUGUGGUGGCAUUGCUUUUGCUUGUGCUGGACAACCGGUUAUUACUGGAUAUCUGCUUGCUGGAUCUGUUAUUGGGCCUGGUGGGUUUAGCUUUGUUGGUGAAAUGGUGCAAGUUGAAACAGUGGCUCAAUUUGGUGUAAUCUUUCUUCUUUUUGCUUUAGGCUUGGAGUUUUCAGCAACAAAGCUUCGCGUUGUUCGAGCAGUUGCUGUCCUUGGAGGUCUUCUCCAAAUUUUCCUGUUCAUGUGCUUGUGCGGUAUAACUGUAUCGUUAUGCGGGGGUAAAGCUUCAGAGGGGGUUUUUGUUGGUGCAUUCCUGUCUAUGUCUUCUACAGCUGUGGUUUUGAAAUUUUUGAUGGAAAGGAAUAGUAUAAGUGCUCUUCAUGGUCAGGUUACAAUUGGAACUCUUAUCCUACAGGACUGUGCUGUAGGUUUGCUGUUUGCUUUACUUCCAGUUCUAGGUGGCAGUUCUGGAGUUCUUCAAGGAGUAUUAUCCAUGACUAAAUCGUUGGUGGUUUUAAUCACUUUUCUGACCAUUUUGACAAUAGCAUCCUGGACUUGUGUGCCAUGGUUUCUUAAGCUCAUGAUAAGCUUAUCAUCACAGACUAAUGAGCUCUAUCAGUUGGCAUCCGUGGCAUUUUGCUUGCUUGUUGCUUGGUGUAGCGAUAAGCUGGGUCUAAGCCUUGAGCUGGGUUCCUUUGCUGCCGGAGUGAUGAUAUCAACCACUGAUCUGGGCCAACAUACACUUGAACAAGUUGAGCCCAUUCGCAAUUUCUUCGCUGCCCUUUUCCUUGCCAGUAUUGGGAUGUUGAUUAAUGUGCAUUUCCUUUGGAAUCAUGUUGAUAUAUUGGUAGCUGCUGUAAUAUUGGUGAUUGUUAUUAAAACAAUGGUAGUUGCUGCAGUUGUCAAGGGAUUCAGAUACAGCAACAAAACGUCGAUUCUUGUGGGGAUGUCGUUGGCCCAAAUUGGGGAAUUUGCUUUUGUACUCUUGAGCCGUGCUUCUAAUCUUCAUCUAGUUGAGGGUAAACUUUACCUGCUACUUCUGGGCACAACAGCUCUUAGUUUGGUGACGACUCCAUUGCUUUUCAAGCUGAUUCCAGCCGUUGUUCAUCUCGGUGUAUUAUUGCGGUGGUUCCCAGCUGACGGUCCUUCUGAGGUGUUUAAACGUGCAAAAAAGCAAGUCGAUUGAGUGAAGGGAUUCUUUUCCAGUUCCAAAGCUGUUCAUACGGUAAGCGAAUUUAUAUGAAUUUCCAAGUAAGCAAAGAUGGGUGGUGGAAGAGCAAUAUAAAUAUGAUUCUCCUUGUCCUUGUGCGCUGCGUGCCUAAUGCAUUCUGAUAUUUGGUUAAAUGACCUUUGUAAAAUAGCAACCAUUUAUAAGGUAUUCAUUUCAAUCUUACCCCUUUUUCUCCACUUCAGUUGAUUUGUCCCCCCCCCCCU
Hibiscus syriacus is the source of this 2074-nucleotide messenger RNA. RefSeq names its product K(+) efflux antiporter 4-like. The transcript is spliced from 20 exons. Gene Ontology annotation, biological process: potassium ion transmembrane transport; proton transmembrane transport. Gene Ontology annotation, molecular function: potassium:proton antiporter activity. Lineage: Eukaryota; Viridiplantae; Streptophyta; Magnoliopsida; Malvales; Malvaceae. Bases 93 to 1826 code for a protein of 577 amino acids. Gene Ontology annotation, cellular component: membrane. The record is from RefSeq and is a predicted model, not a curated record.